Molecule: messenger RNA, 4610 nt
Organism: Hyla sarda
Lineage: Eukaryota; Metazoa; Chordata; Amphibia; Anura; Hylidae
Gene: IFT22
Product: intraflagellar transport 22
Exons: 5
Coding region: 183-743 (186 amino acids)
Biological process (GO): intracellular protein transport
Cellular component (GO): endomembrane system
Molecular function (GO): GTPase activity
Source: RefSeq, a predicted model, not a curated record
GCGAGCGAGAAUGACAGAACAUAUUUACACUGUCUCCUUGGAAACGCCUAUCAGCGCGCAUUAGGGGUCGUUAUGGAAACAAGGGACGCGGCUUGCGUAGUAUAGGCCGCCGCAGCAGCAGUGAUCAGUGCAGAACGCGUUAUAUAUGAUUUAGAUGCUGUAAUAACCGCGGGGGCAGGAAAAUGCUGAAGGCGAAGGUGCUGAUCGUCGGGCCCAGUGAGUCUGGAAAGACUACUUUGGCAAACUUUUUAGCUGAUGCCACAGAAAAUAUUGGUGGAGAAUACAGUCCAACUCAAGGUGUAAGGAUACUAGAGUUUGAAUGCCCAAAUGUAAAUGGAAACAAAGGACCUGGAUGUGAAGUUGAACUUUUUGACUGCGGAGGGCAUCACAAGUUUGAGAGUUGCUGGCCUGCUUUAAUGAAAGAUUCCCACGGGAUCAUUAUUGUAUUUAAUUCAGAUAUUCCCAGUCACCUGAAAGAGAUCGAAAUGUGGCACAAUAACUUUAUCCAGCAACAACGAUUACAGGACAAGCAGUGUCUCUUAAUAGCACAUCUCAAGCCUGGAUCAGGGGAUCAAGCUGAAAAACUAGAUCUUUCCCCAGCAUUAUCCAAAUUAACAUUAGUACAUUCCAACCUAGAAGAAGAUCCUGAGGACCUAAGGAUGGAAUUUGUAAAAUAUCUCAGAGGUGUCAUCAGUUUAUUGUCAGAGAGCAGAGACCGGGAAGAGAUGUCUAUUAUCACAUAAUCUUACAACGCAAGAAGCUGAUGUCUUUUACUGACGCACUUCCUUAUUUAGACCCAGACUUACACAAGAAAAAGACAGGCUGCUCCAUUAAGAGCUAUGGGCACCUCUGAAGCCAUUUUCUUGUUGCGUUGCUUGUAUUUUUAGCAAUAAAUCUGAUUUGCUACUACUUUUCAUUAAGAAUUGUCUGACUUUUGGGGCCUGCAGUGUGCAUGCCUAUACAUUACAGUACUAACUGCUCUGUGCUCAUUACAUCAGACAGGUUUCGCAUGGCUCAGCCUAAACCGGUCUAUGACAACUCCUAAAAAAUAAUCUAAGCUGAUAUCUCAAAAAUCAGACUAAGGAAAUAAAAUAAAUGUAAAUAAACUAGGAUUUAAAGGGGUGCUCUGCCCCUAGACAUCUUACGAUGUCUGAUUGUGGGAGUCCCACCGCUGGUUCUCCCUGCUGCACCUGGCAUUCAAUCAGAGCAUCGUGUGCCGCACCGAAGGCUCGUGACAUCAUGGCUGCGCCCCGCUCGUGAUGUCAUGGCCACGCCCCCUCAAUGCAAGUCUAUUGGAGGCGUCAUGAAGGCGGUCACGCCCCCUCCCAUAGACUUGCAUUGAGGAGGCAUGGCUUUGAUGUCACAAGCGGGGUGUGACAUGACGUCACAAGCCUCUGCCCCGGAAGUUUGCUCCGUGCACCGGAUGUCUGGGGUGCCGCAGCCAAGAUCACAGGGGUCUCCAAGCGGAGGGACCCCCGCAAUCAGACAUCUUAUCCCCUAUCCUUUGGAUAGGGGAUAAGAUGUCUUGGGGCGGAGUACCCCUUUAAGCUUAAAUUAGUGAAGAGCUGAAAGAGGGCCAAUGGAUCAAGCCAUCAAAUAGCUAGCUAUCUGGAGUAAUAAGCACAUUGUAACAUACUCUCAUUGCCCCCUUUAUUAGGGACACCUGUUUAAUUGCUUAUUAACUUAAAUAGCUAAUCCGACAAUCACAUGGCAGCAACUUAAUGCAUUAAGGCAUGUAGAUGUGGUCAAGACAACUUACUGAAGUUCAAACUGAGCAUUAGAAUGGGAAAGAAAGGGAAUUUACUUGACUUUGAACGUGUCAUGGUUAUUGGAGAUUGGGCAUACAGUAACACAGAUAACCGCUCCUUACAACCAAGGUAUGCAGAAUACCAUCUCUCAACACAUUGUGAAAUGGCACAAGGGGGUAAUAAAAUUGCAUAGGGGGGUUCUAUCUCUAAAAGCUGUGACAAAAUGUUUGCGGGAGUAGGUGGGCUUGGACAAACACGAAGCAGGCAGAAGUAAACACUCACACACACACCUUGGGGGAGCAGGCAUUUAUGGUCAGAAAUCCAGCGGGAGCAGGAUUAAGAAAACAUUACUGCGCAGGGAUCUAAUGAUAGGUUCUAUUUAAAGUACAUGUACUGCAAUUUAAAAAAAAAGUGGGUUCAAAGGUGUAUUUAUUCUUUAGCCAUAGUAACAAUAUUCACUGUUAUUACUAAGAUGCUAUAGCGAUGAUGUUGUUUAACCAUUUAUAACCGCAUAUUUAUGUCUGGUCCUUUGACUAAUAUAAAAAAAUUAAAUAAAUUGUGCAUAAAAAGUUACUGUUAAUAUAUGAAAUGGGACACUCCUUUCUAUUGUCUAUAUUAAUGAGAUUUUCCACUGUCCCUAUAAUCAUUGCCAUAUUACUAUAGCUAUAUACAGUCAUGGCCGUAAAUGUUGGCACACCUGAAAUUUUUCAAGAAAAUGAAGUAUUUCUCACAGAAAAGGAUUGCAGUAGCACAUGUUUGACUAUACACAGGUUUAUUCCCUUUGUGUGUAUUGGAACUAACCCAAAAAAGGGAGGAAAAAAAACUAAUUGGACAUAAUGUCACACCAAACUCCAAAAAUGGGCUGGACAAAAUUAUUGGCACCCUUAACUUAAUAUUUGAUUGCACCCCACACCCCUCCCCCAUAAAUAACUGAAAUCAGUCACUUCCUAUAACCAUCAAUAAGCUUCUUACACCUCUCAGCCGGAAUAUUGGACCACUCUUCCUUUGCAAACUGCUCCAUUGUUGUGUAUGUUGGUACACAACUUCUAUCGGAAGUUAUAAGAAGUGAUUUACCCUCCUCCUCCCCGGUAUCCUUGUUGCAAGCGAUACUCCACAAGGAGCGCCUUUGUUUCUUUCUUAUUGGAAGGGUGCCUUUUCCCAACAGCAAUUUUAAGAUCUCUCCACAGGUGUUCAAUGGAAAUUAGAUCUGGACUCAUUGCUGAGCACUUCAGAACUCUCCAGCGCUUUGUUACCAUCCAUUUCUGGGUGUUUUUUUAUGUAUGUUUGGGGUCAUUGUCCUGCAGGAAGACCCAAGAUCUCAGACUCAAACCCAGCUUUCUGACACUGGGCUGUACAGUGCGACACAAAAGCCAUUGGUAAUCCUCAGUUUUCAUGAUGCCUUGCACACAUUCAAAGCACUUAGUGCCAGAGGCAGCAAGACAACCCCAAAACAUUGAUCCCCCACCAUAUUUCACUGUAGGUACUGUGUUCUUUUCUUUAUAGGCAUCAUUCCGUUUUCGGUUAACAGUAGAAUGAUGUGCUUUUCCAAAAACUCUUGGUCUCAUCUGUCCACAAGAUGUUUUCCCAGUAGGAUUUUGGCUUACUCGAGUUCAUUUUGGAAAAAUGUAGUCUUGCUUUUUUAUGUCUCUGUGUCAGCAGUGGGGUCCUCCUGGGUCUCCUGCCAUAACGUUUCAUUUAAUUUAAAUGUCAAUGGAUAGUUCGUGCUGACACUGAUGCUCCCUGAGCCUUCAGGACAGCUUGAAUAUCUUUGGAACUUGUUUGGGGCUGCUUAUCCACCAUUCGGACUAUCCUGCGUUGUCACCUUUCAUCAAUUUUUCUUUUCCGUCCCGCCCAGGGAGAUUAGCUACAGUGCCAUGGGUUACAAACUUCUUAAUAAUGUUGCGCACUGUGGACAAAAGGAAAUCUAGAUCUCUGGAAAUGGACUUGUAACCUUGAGAUUGUUGAUAUUUUUCCACAAUUUUGGUUCUCAAGUCCUCAGACCGUUCUCGUCUCCUCUUUCUGUUGUCCUUGCUUAGUGUGGCACACACAGACACACAAUGCAAAGACUAUGUGAACUUCUCUCCUUUUGUAUCUGCUUUCAGGUGUGAUAUUUAUGUUGCCCACAUCUGUUACUUGCCCCAGGUGAGUUUAAAGGAGCAUCACAUGCUUGAAACAAUGUUAUUUUUCCACAAUUUUGAAAGGGUGCCAAUAAUUAUGUCCAGCCCAUUUUUGGAGUUUGGUGUGACAACAUGUCCAAUUUGCUUUUUUUCCUCCCUUUUUUGGUUUAGUUCCAAUUCACACAAAGGGAAUAAACAUGUGCAUAGCAAAAGAUGUGUUACUGCAAUCCUUUUCUGUGAGAAAUACUUAAAGGGGUACUCCGGUGCUUACACAUCUUAUCCCCUAUCCAAAGGAUAGGGGAUAAGAUGCCUGAUCGUGGGAGUCACGCCCCCUCCCGUAGGCUUGCAUUGAGGGGAGGAGCAUGACGUCACACGGGAGCGGAGGCGUGAUGUCACACAGCGCUGGCCCUGCGGUCGAGCAUAAUCAGAACACGCUCCGGGGACUGAUUACUAACGGGGUGCCUCGUGCAUGAUCAUGGGCGUCCCCAGCUGCGGGACUUCCGCAAUCAGGCAUCUUAUCCCCUAUCCUUUGGAUAGGGGGAUAAGAUGUGUAAGCACCGGAGUACCCCUUUAAUUUUCUAAAAUUUUUUUUAGGGGUGCCAACAUUUGCGGCCAUAACUGGAAUAAUUGUGUACCCAUACGUGUCAUAUACUUUAAAUUUGACAUUGUUCUGUAAUCUUAUCAAGAACCUUUCUGGUUCAUCCACUUUGAAAAAAAUAAAUAUAUACAGUAUUUGUAUUGCUAA